Molecule: messenger RNA, 762 nt
Organism: Drosophila pseudoobscura
Lineage: Eukaryota; Metazoa; Arthropoda; Insecta; Diptera; Drosophilidae
Exons: 4
Coding region: 2-478 (158 amino acids)
Source: RefSeq, a predicted model, not a curated record
GAUGUCAGAAUAUAUUUCGUUCAAUGUGAGAAUAUUUGAGUUUCCAGAUUUGUUCGACGAGUUCUUGGCAAUCAUGUGCUUUGCGUGUCCCUGCCUGAGAUGGCUGUGCAGGUGCUCCAGCUUCAGGGCCAGCAUCCUCUGGGCCUGCUGGAACAUCGUCUUUGGACUCGUUUUAAUUGAUUUAGUCCUGGACUUUGUGCGAGAGCAGAAGCUGGCGGCCGCCAUCAAGGUAAUCGGCUGUCUGUCCGGAGCGGGCUUCACGCUGUCUGGCGCCAUGCUGCUGGCUGGCAUUCUGAAGGGAUCGCGGUGCUUGGUCUGCUCCUCCAUAAUUGUCUGCGGUCUGAGCACACUCGCCAUCCACUGGAUGAUCAUCCCGUUGGCGCUGUACAUCAUCUUCUCAAUAGCCGUUUAUACCUAUCUCAAAACCGAAAUGGAUGCGGACAGGGAACACUACGAGGACUUGGAUCCGAGGGUAUAGUUCUGCCUUCCCCCUGGGAGAAAGGUGAAAGAUAUACAAUAGCAAAUUCCACCGAGUGGAAACCACACACAAAUUGUUUGAGCAGCAGAACGCUUGAAAUUCCUUGGAAAAUACAAUUCAAAGACUCAAAAAUGAUAAUAGUUUCCUGUCUUUACAGUAGAGGUUACAGAGGCUGCCAAAAAGCCUGUGGAUUCAAGCACAAAGCUCGUCAGUGGACGUCGGAUAACGAAGAGGUGCGUGUGAGCACUCAAAGGGAAGCAAAUAAAGCAAACAAUUGAUCUAAA